Messenger RNA from Letharia lupina, 1671 nucleotides. RefSeq lists its product as uncharacterized. NCBI's taxonomy places the organism in Eukaryota, Fungi, Ascomycota, Lecanoromycetes, Lecanorales, Parmeliaceae. The record is from RefSeq and is a predicted model, not a curated record. Bases 1 to 1671 code for a protein of 556 amino acids. The transcript has a single exon.
AUGUCGUCUCAUCGCAAGACGAGAACGACGACAGCGCUCGCUCUGACGAGGCUGCAGGACGUCGGGGCGACGAUUGCCGAAAUCUGCGCUGUUUCUGGAACCCCUGGACUCUCCUAUGGAGUGCUUCAUGAGGGUCGAGUCUUGCACACUGGCAAUUUUGGUCACCGCAACGUCGAAGCUCAGCUACCUCCUACAUCCGAUACAAGGUACGCAAUAGGAUCGCUGACAAAGGCCUUCACCGCUGCAGCAGUAGGAAUUCUGGUAGAAGAUGGAAAGACCACUUGGGACGCCUCGGUUCGCGAUGUUUUGGGCGAUGGCUUUCACUUCUCGAACCCUACCCUUACCCAGCAAAUGUCUGUGCUCGAUGUCCUAAGCCACAGGAUGGGCCUGCAACGAUCCAAUCAGCUGUGGCAUGGUAAUGACAACACAUUAUUACUCGAGAAAAGCAAAGUCAUUCCUCACAUGCAGUACAUAAAGACCGUUCAGCCGUUCAAGAGCACAGUGCACUACAGCAACUGGGGAUACGCGUUAGCAGGCGCAAUCAUAGAGAAGCUGUCCGGGGAUAGCUGGGGUACAUAUGUGGAGAAGGGUCUGUUGGCUCCCCUUCACAUGAAUGACUCGGACUCCAUCAAAUCCGCUGACCACGACAAUUUUGCCAAACCUUAUACAGUUCUGGACGACCACUCGUUCCAGUUACUGCCGUCUCUCAAUGUACAAGCGGGUAGUAUCAUGGACUCGUCUCAAAGUAUACGGAGCACUGUCAAUGACAUGCUAAAAUGGUGUCAAGCCUUGGUGAAGGCUUAUAGCGAUCAGCAGAAAACCGGCCAAGGCCAUUCUGCUGGCUCUCCUCUGAAGCAGCUAUCAAAACAGAUGUCCGGUCUUACACCUUUUGCGAAGCCAUUCGAUACAGAUUCUGCUUAUGGGAUGGGAUGGGUUCGUGCGCAACUUCCUGCAAUUCUUGGCGCUGUGGGCUGCAAUCCAGGAUUCGUGAAAUCCAUGCCUACCGCUGGCCGCGGCAGUGAAGAGACGAUCAUAUACCAUCAGGGCAGUCUCGCUGGAUAUACUUCCUCUCUGUUUCUCAUUCCACACACCCAAAGCGCCAUUGUGGUACUCUCAAAUUCUAUCAGUUUGAACGACUGUGCUGAUUGGGUUGGCCAACUCAUUUUGGAGGCUCUUCUAGAUGUCGAAGAACGCAAUGACUAUGUGGAACAUGCAAAGGAAAGCGCCGAUGCACAUCUGGCUAGAUAUCCAGCUAUGCGUGAAAGCUUUGAAGCAAGCCGGUCCCCAGACACAAAACCAAAAUCGCUGGACGCAUUUCUUGGAAAAUACUACAACGAGCUUGGCGACUUCUACAUUGAGAUCACCCCAAAUCAGCAAUCCAAUGGCCUGCAACUGGCUUUUCAGGGUCUCGACUCUCAGAUAUGGAAGAUGGAGCACUACCAACAUGACAGUUUUCUAUGGCUCAUGUCGCGAGAUGAAGCUGUCAGUCGAGCACGUUUCCCGUACUCUCCAGAGAAACUUUACAAGCUCGACUUUCUUGCGAACGAGGGUGGCGAGAUCGAUUCACUACUUUGGGCUCAUGAUGCUGACGGACCUCCGGAGAAAUUCCACCGGAGCACGGGAGGAGAAACCCAUCUUCGUGCCUCCUCUCAAAAGCCUCUCGCCGUGUAA